AUUUAAGCUUCUCCAAUCUCUCAUUUUAAUUUUUUUUGGAAAUUCAAAAGAAUUAUUAAAUCGAAACAAUUUAGAAAAAAAAAAGUUUUUGUUUGAUUCCGGUCUAUCAUCUUCUUCUUCUCCAGCUCACAAUUUCAAUUUCAACUCAACCGCCGUUUUUUUUAUUCCGAAGCUGCUUUUUUGGAAGUUACAGAAGACCAGACCAGACCAGACCGGACCAGAGAAGAGAUCGUUUGGUGGUGAUAUUAGUGUGGUCCGAUCCGAGUCAGUGAGAUUAAUUUCUGGUCGACUCGGUUUUUCUUGUCCUCUUUUAAUGAGUUGAAAGAGGAGGAAGAUCACACUGUAGAAUCGCCAUGGCAACCACAGUUAAUAUUAUAGUGGGUUCUCAUGUAUGGGUUGAAGUUCCAAAGGUGGCAUGGAUAGAUGGGGAGGUUUUCAAAAUUAAUGGUGAAGAAGUUCAUGUUCAUACCACAGAUGGGAAAACAGUUGUUGCAAAUAUAUCCAAAGUUUUUCCCAAGGAUACUGAAGCUCCUCCUGGUGGGGUUGAUGACAUGACAAAGCUGUCAUAUUUGCAUGAACCAGGAGUUUUGCAUAACUUGGCCGCGAGAUAUGAGCUUAAUGAAAUAUAUACGUACACCGGAAAUAUACUAAUCGCAAUAAACCCAUUUCAAAGAUUACCGCAUCUGUAUGAUACUCAUAUGAUGCAACAAUAUAAAGGUGCUGCAUUUGGAGAGCUAAGCCCUCAUGUUUUUGCAGUUGCAGAUGUUGCAUAUAGGGCAAUGAUUAAUGAAGGUAAGAGCAACUCAAUUCUAGUUAGUGGAGAAAGUGGUGCUGGUAAGACUGAAACGACAAAGAUGCUCAUGCGCUAUCUUGCACACUUGGGUGGUCGAUCUGGGGUGGAAGGGAGAACUGUUGAACAGCAAGUUUUGGAAUCCAAUCCAGUUCUUGAAGCAUUCGGCAAUGCUAAAACUGUGAGGAACAACAACUCAAGUCGAUUUGGUAAAUUUGUUGAGCUUCAAUUUGACAAGAACGGGAGGAUAUCUGGCGCGGCUGUGCGAACUUAUUUGCUUGAAAGGUCCCGGGUUUGCCAGAUUUCAGAACCUGAAAGAAAUUAUCACUGUUUCUACCUUCUGUGUGCUGCUCCACCUGAGGAAAGGGAGAAAUAUAAGUUGGACAGCCCUAAAUCUUUCCAUUACUUGAACCAAUCCAACUGUUAUGAGUUGGAUGGAGUAAAUGAUGCUGAGGAAUAUCUUGCAACUAGAAGGGCUAUGGAUGUAGUUGGCAUUAGCGAAGAAGAGCAGGAGGCAAUCUUUAGGGUUGUAGCUGCAGUUCUACAUCUUGGUAACAUUGAAUUUGCAAAAGGGGAGGAAAUAGACUCUUCUGUUAUCAAGGAUGAAAAAUCUUGGUACCAUCUAAAUACUGUAGCAGAGCUGCUCAAAUGUAAUGCCAAGAGCUUAGAAGAUGCACUGAUAAAGCGUGUUAUGGUAACUCCAGAAGAGAUUAUUACAAGGACUUUGGACCCAGUUGGUGCACUGGGCAGCAGGGAUGCCUUUGCUAAAACCCUUUAUUCCCGCUUGUUUGACUGGCUUGUGGAAAAAAUUAACAACUCGAUUGGGCAGGAUCCAAACUCGAAACAAUUAAUUGGAGUUCUUGAUAUAUAUGGGUUUGAAAGUUUUAAGUUCAAUAGUUUUGAGCAGUUUUGCAUCAACUUUACAAAUGAAAAAUUGCAACAGCAUUUCAAUCAGCAUGUCUUCAAAAUGGAACAAGAAGAAUAUACAAAAGAGGAAAUAAACUGGAGCUACAUAGAAUUUGUAGAUAACCAAGAUGUCUUGGAUCUGAUUGAAAAGAAACCCGGGGGAAUUAUAGCACUUCUGGAUGAAGCUUGCAUGUUCCCGAAAUCAACGCAUGAAACUUUUGCUCAGAAGUUGUACCAGACAUUUAAAAACAACAAGCGUUUCAUCAAACCUAAACUUUCUCGUACUAGUUUUACCAUUGCUCAUUAUGCGGGGGAGGUAAAUUAUCUGGCUGAUCAGUUCCUUGACAAAAACAAAGAUUAUGUAGUGGCAGAACAUCAAGAUCUCCUCCAAGCUUCAAAAUGCUUCUUUGUAGCUGGUCUCUUUCCUCCACUUCCAGAGGAAUCAUCUAAAUCCUCUAAAUUCUCUUCCAUUGGGUCACGCUUCAAGCUACAACUCCAAUCUUUGAUGGAGACCCUGAAUUCCACUGAGCCCCACUAUAUUAGAUGCGUGAAGCCAAAUAAUGUUUUGAAGCCUAUGAUUUUUGAGAAUGCAAACAUUAUCCAGCAAUUACGUUGUGGUGGUGUUCUUGAGGCAAUUAGGAUCAGCUGCGCUGGAUAUCCUACAAGGAGAACUUUUGAUGAGUUUCUUCUCCGUUUUGGUGUUCUUGCACCUGAAGUUUUGGAUGGAAACAAUGAUGACAAGGCUGCAUGCCAAAUGAUUCUUGAUAAAAGGGGAUUGAAAGGUUAUCAGAUAGGAAAGACCAAAGUCUUCCUCAGAGCUGGUCAGAUGGCUGAACUUGAUGCAAGAAGGGCGGAGGUGCUUGGAAAUGCUGCCAGAACUAUUCAAAGACAAAGCCGCACAUAUAUUGCACGGAGGGAGUUCUUUGCAUUACGAAAAUCUGCUAUUCAAUUGCAAUCUUAUUGCCGAGGUGUAUUGGCUCGCAAACUAUUUGAGCAGUUGCGACAGGAAGCGGCAGCAUUGAAUAUUCAAAAGAAUUUCAGAAGAUACACUACCAGGAAAUCCUAUUUGGCUCUGUAUUCAUCUGCAAUUACAUUGCAGACAGGCUUAAGAGCAAUGAUUGCCCGUAAUGACUUCAGAUUCAGAAAGCAAACAAAAGCUGCAAUUGCUAUCCAGGCACAAGUGCGUCGCCACAUAGCAUAUUCUUAUUAUAAGAAGCUUCAAAGGGCUGCUUUAGUUACUCAAUGUGGCUGGAGGCAAAGGGUUGCUAGGAGAGAGCUUAGAAAACUUAAAAUGGCUUCAAGGGAAACAGGAGCCCUUAAAGAAGCAAAAGAUAAAUUAGAAAAGCGCGUGGAAGAGCUAACAUGGCGGUUACAAUUAGAGAAGAGACUGAGGACUGAUUUGGAAGAGGAGAAGUCCCAAGAAAAUGCCAAAUUACAGGAUGCUUUGCAUGCAAUGCAAAUACAAGUAGAAGAAGCAAAUGCUAGAGUAAUCAAAGAAAGAGAGGCCGCUCAAAAAGCUAUUGAAGAGGCACCUCCAGUCAUUAAGGAGACUCCUGUCAUUGUUGAAGACACAGAAAAGGUUGAAAACUUGAUGGCUGAAGUGGAGAGUUUGAAGGCUUCACUGGUAUCAGAACAACAGACAGUAGAGGAGGUGAGGAAAGCUUGUGCUGAUGCUGAGGCUAGAAACUCUGAACUAAGCAAGAAAUUUGAAGACGCGUCACAGAAGGCGGAUCAACUUCAGGAAUCAGUUCAGAGGCUAGAGGAGAAACUUUCCAACUUAGAGUCUGAGAACCAAGUUCUUCGUCAGCAAGCACUGACCAUGUCACCAACAGGGAAAACCUUGUCUGCACGACCAAAAACAGUAAUCAUACAGAGGUCUCCGGAGAAUGGAAAUAUUACAAAUGGAGAAAGCAAGGUGGCAUCAGAUAUGAUUGUUGCUACACCAAAUGUUCGUGAACCUGAAUCUGAGGAAAAACCACAGAAAUCUCUCAAUGAAAAACAGCAGGAGAAUCAAGAUCUGCUGAUCAAGUGUAUAUCACAAAACUUGGGAUUUUCUGGGGGCAAACCUAUUGCUGCGUGCAUUGUGUAUAAAUGCCUUCUUCACUGGAGGUCAUUUGAAGUUGAAAGAACUAGUGUGUUUGAUCGUAUUAUUCAAACAAUAGCUUCAGCCAUAGAGGUCCCAGAUAACAAUGAUGUCCUAGCCUACUGGUUAUCUAAUUCAUCUGCAUUAUUGCUGUUGCUUCAACAUACACUAAAAGCAAGUGGAGCUGCCAGUUUAACACCACAACGGAGGCGAACAACGUCGGCUUCUCUUUUUGGGAGGAUGUCUCAAGGGCUACGGGCAUCUCCUCAAAGUGCUGGUCUCUCAUUUCUCAAUGGUCGAGCACUUAGUAGACUGGACGAUCUACGACAAGUGGAGGCCAAAUAUCCAGCACUACUGUUUAAGCAACAGCUUACUGCCUUCCUUGAGAAGAUAUAUGGAAUGAUAAGAGACAAUUUAAAGAAAGAGAUCUCUCCAUUGCUUGGAUUAUGCAUUCAGGCUCCAAGAACCUCUCGGGCAAGUUUAGUAAAAGGACGCUCCCAGGCUAAUGCUGUUGCUCAGCAAGCUUUAAUUGCUCAUUGGCAGAGCAUUGUGAAAAGCUUGAACAAUUAUUUGAAUAUAAUGAAGGCAAAUUAUAUGCCUCCCUUCUUAGUUCGUAAAGUAUUCACUCAAAUAUUCUCAUUCAUCAAUGUUCAGCUAUUUAAUAGUCUUCUUUUGCGACGAGAAUGUUGCUCAUUCAGCAAUGGAGAAUUUGUGAAAUCAGGUUUGGCUGAACUAGAGCAGUGGUGCUACGGGGCAACUGAGGAAUUUGCAGGCUCGUCUUGGGAUGAAUUGAAGCAUAUAAGACAGGCUGUUGGAUUCCUUGUCAUACAUCAAAAACCUAAGAAGACACUAAGUGAAAUUACAAAAGAACUUUGUCCGGUACUGAGCAUACAGCAAUUAUAUAGGAUCAGUACAAUGUACUGGGAUGACAAAUAUGGAACACAUAGUGUGUCUUCAGAUGUAAUAAGUAGCAUGAGAGUUAUGAUGACCGAGGACUCAAACAACGCUGUCAGCAGUUCAUUUCUGCUAGAUGAUGAUUCUAGCAUUCCAUUUACUGUGGAUGACAUCUCUAAGUCAAUGAAACAAGUAGACAUAGCUGAGAUUGAUCCUCCACCAUUAAUUCGUGAAAACUCCGGCUUUGGGUUCCUACUACCACGCUCCGAGUGAUGAUCAUUAUCUCCUGCCACAUCAGAAUCCUGUCGCAGUCAGUGCUCUAGAACCUGUGCAUAUAACCGCAAUUGUUCAUCACCAUCAAUGUGUAUAAUAAUUUUGCAUUAGUCCAGGAUGCCAUAUUUGGUUGUCCAAGUUAAUCAGUCUUGCCUCGGUGUUACAUAAGCAACGGGGCUUUAUUACGAUGCCACCGUCACAGUUAGAUGUGAUGGUGUGCAACCAUUCAAGGCAAUGGUGCCUCGAUUUUUCUCAUGCCUAAGACAGGCUUCUUUCAUAUUUUUUAAUUUUUUUAUAUUUGUUGGGUUUUUUUUGGGUGCUCUAGUGGUUUUUGGAUGUAAAUGACAUCUGCCGCAUUUUAUAGGCAAUUAUUUGUAUGAGAGAACAAUUUGUAUGUAGUCACAUAUUCUUUUUCUUCCUGACA
Molecule: messenger RNA, 5370 nt
Organism: Mercurialis annua (annual mercury)
Lineage: Eukaryota; Viridiplantae; Streptophyta; Magnoliopsida; Malpighiales; Euphorbiaceae
Product: myosin-17-like
Exons: 39
Coding region: 354-4946 (1530 amino acids)
Biological process (GO): actin filament organization; vesicle transport along actin filament
Cellular component (GO): myosin complex; cytoplasm; vesicle
Molecular function (GO): microfilament motor activity; actin filament binding; ATP binding
Source: RefSeq, a predicted model, not a curated record